AUGCGAACAACUCGAUCAGUGAGCCAGUUGGUUGUUGCCCUUCUGUCUUUGUCACCUGUCGUCUCUGCUUGGUCGUCAUGGCCGAGGUGGCUUCCCGAACUCGACUCGUUAAUUGUUCGCCGGGAUGACUCGUCGUCAUCCUCGCACACUUCCGCUACUCCCACCGGAAAUCCCACGUCCACUCCUACAAAUUCAGGCAAACACACGCCGCCGUCGGCAACAUCCGUAAAUCUCAACACUGGGGGCAUCACCAAAUCCAAAACUGGCUCUGCCACCGAGACUGGAACUCGGUCGGGUGGUUCGGAUAGCGACUCGUCCGAGCCGACACACACCGAGUUCAACCCUGUGGAUCCGGCCGGCAACGUGGUCAUGGUGACACCCGCGCUCACCGACGGCACCCAGCUGUACAAGAUCGACGAGCCCGUGACGUGGGUCUGGAACUACACGAGCCUGCAGGGCACGCCGACGGCCAUCGACGUGCUGGUCAGCUGCUCCGUGGCGACGAGGACGUGGACGCUGACGCAGAACAUGACGUUUGCGACACAGGCGGCCUUCACCUGGGACACGAGCCAGUACGCCGAGAACGAGCUGCUGACGGAGCGUUACACGCUCGUAAUAUACGACGCCGAGAGCAGCAUCAGUGCCCCGCCCGAGGCCGGCUACCUGUCGCCCUUUACGGGCUUCACCUUUGGGAUGUACCAGAAGCGCCCGUACCAAGACCUCGGCGAGUGGAAGUGCGCGACGUGCAGCGGCGCCAUGUCGGGCAUGGACAACCGCGCGGUGGGCGCUGCUAUGGUCAUGAGCAUUGCCACGGUUCUCAGCUUCACGUGGUUUGUUGCGGGCUUUGGAGCACUUCUCUGA
Molecule: messenger RNA, 861 nt
Organism: Lasiosphaeria miniovina
Lineage: Eukaryota; Fungi; Ascomycota; Sordariomycetes; Sordariales; Lasiosphaeriaceae
Exons: 2
Coding region: 1-861 (286 amino acids)
Source: RefSeq, a predicted model, not a curated record